AUGUCCAGCAAGGCCUUCAGCAGCAUCCGCUCGGCCGCCAUUGAUGGCCGGGCAUGGAACCCAUUCUUCAAGAAGACGCAGCUCAAGAAGCUGCACGAGGCGCUGGUUGCCCGCGCUUCGAACAUCAAAGCGGCCAUGGAGAAGGACACGGGGAACACGAGAUUUGAAAUCGCAACCGAAUACUGGCUGGCGUUGCGGUGUCUUGCCCAGGUCUACGACUCGAUUGACACGGACACGGAGCUCAAAUUGGAGUAUCGAAUCGCCAAUAGCAAAGAUGCAUCGGAUGCCCGAGACCCUGUGGGCAUUGUUGUCAUUGAACCUCUCGCGCAAACAUUCCUCUACUCGCUUCUUUCGGCGCUGGCACCAGCGCUCGGUGCUGGAAACUGUGUGAUUGUUCAGAUGGGUCGCUCCAUGCUAGCGACGCCCAACAUCGUCUUGCCUUUAAUCCAAGCUGCACUCGUGGACGGAACAUUCGAAAUUUCAUACACCGCGGUGUCAGACAUCGAUAUCAACCACAGGCAUUGCCGGAUCCUGCAGAAUGGCUCAACAGCGGCACCUCUCGCCCACCACAUCGUAUCAGAAAGCCAGAAUCGCAUCAUUGCCGUCGUGGAACGUGAUGCCGAUGUUGACGAGGCAGCGCGAUCACUCGUCACGGCGCGCUUCUCCCUCAGAGGCAAGAGUGCGUAUGCGCCCGAUCUGGUGCUGGUCAACGAAUGGAUCAGAAAGGAUUUCCUGGCGGCCUUGUCGAGACAGUCAAUCGCACUCGGCAAUUCUUACGUCUCGGAAACUCGCCCAGCGAAGGCCUCUGCGUCUUCGAAUCUGGUACAAGAGGUGAUGAAGGGAGGCUCUGGCAGCGUCCACUCGACAUCUCAAUAUGGUGCUAUAGUGGAGAUUGAGGAAAGCUUCGGCAGACUCUCGGCAGCUUAUGUCUACACAGCGCCUGGCGCGGCCAAGUACAUCUGCCAGUUCCUCAACGCCAGCAUCUGCCUGGUCAACCAUAUCCCGCUCAAACUUCUUUCACCAACUGAUCACUCCUUCAGCCCCGAUACUCUGACACCCUACAGCGAGCGCCACUUCACCUUGGCCAAGGGACAGUUUAUCGAGCCUACGAAAGAUGGACAGCGACUUGCGCAGCUCUUUUUCGAAGCCUCGCCGAAAGGUUGCCAGAUCUUGCACGAAGAGGCUUCAGCCGCACUGAAAGAUAUGAACCGCGUGAAGAAGGGCGGCGACAUUGGGUUCUUCAACCAGGGUAUUGUCACGGGAGGCAUCAUUGUCCUGUCGACAGCCAUUUCCUGCACAGGGCUUCUGUGCUACUAUCUCGUCAAGGUAGCCAGGUCGACGCUGUAG
This is a messenger RNA of Verticillium dahliae VdLs.17, 1347 nucleotides long. RefSeq lists its product as uncharacterized. Gene Ontology annotation, molecular function: oxidoreductase activity, acting on the aldehyde or oxo group of donors, NAD or NADP as acceptor. The coding region runs from base 1 to 1347 and encodes 448 amino acids. The record is from RefSeq and is a predicted model, not a curated record. NCBI's taxonomy places the organism in Eukaryota, Fungi, Ascomycota, Sordariomycetes, Glomerellales, Plectosphaerellaceae. The transcript has 4 exons.